This is a messenger RNA of Porites lobata, 17143 nucleotides long. NCBI's taxonomy places the organism in Eukaryota, Metazoa, Cnidaria, Anthozoa, Scleractinia, Poritidae. The record is from the annotation of a GenBank genome assembly.
AUGGCACGGGUGCGGCAUCGUCAGCGCCGUGGGAUGCUAAAGAUGUAUUAUGGAGUCGGUGAAGAGGCUGGUAAAUCAACUGCCAUUGAUUACUGUGACAUCAAUGGAGCCCACUUCAAGCCGGAGGAAUAUUUAGAAAAGCUUUUUAAAGAAAAAUCAUUGACUGAUUUGUUGGACAAAGAGGCUGAUAUUGCCAAACGUAAGUCAGCACAUCCAUUUUGUUAUUUGCAUGUAUACCUGGUGCUGUGUUGUUAUACAUUUGGAUGACUUUGACCUGCAAAGAUCAGCUGAUAACACUGCAUGUGUGAUGUGAUGAACCUUUAAACCCUACAAAAAUCCCUCAGGACUAUCUUGUGGGUCACAUACAACUGUACAUGUAGUGCAGACGUGGAAGACCACUUGCUGGACUAGCUCGAGUUGAACUUUAACUAAAUGAUAGUUAGCUACAUUUAAAAAGGAAAGUCAAAAUUUGAUGUAGGGGCCUUGGCUUUUCUUUCCCUUCCCAACGGCCUUGUCUCUUUGCAUGGGUUGCCAGUGCACCAGGCGAGAAGUGAUCUCUUUGGAAUGUCUCUUACAAUCCCCUGCCAGGUUAAAUCAGCAACAUGCAGCUUUUAUGGGAGAUAAUAGUCAUUGCACUCAUACACACACUUUCUUAUGGUCAGUUUCAUUAAAAAUGACUAUAUUUUUUAACUUUUUUUUGCAGAAAUCAGAUCUUUAGACAGUGAAAUGCAGACUCUGGUCUAUGAAAACUAUAACAAGUUUAUCAGUGCUACAGAUACUAUCCGGAAGGUGAACAAUGCAUUAAUAAUACAGUCGAAUCUCACUUAAUGGACACCCCUAUUAGAUGGACACCUCUAUAAAACGGACACCUAAUGUUGGUCCCUGCCUUUCUUUACUCCCUUUACUUGACUCCCUGUAAGACUUUCCUCUCUCUGAGGUGGAAACUUAGGGCCGGUCCUAAAGGAGUCCAUUGUAGAGAGAGUGAACUGUAUACUUGACUACAGCAAGUAAGAGGCUGCAAGUACAUAUUGAAUACCUGCCAAAUACAUGUAACACACAUUAGGGACCUUACAAUCCAACAAUGGUGACGUCCAUGAAAACAUCGUUGAAAAAUAGACUUCGUAUCCUUUAACUUUUUCGCAAUUAUACCAAGUCGCCCAGAUGAAUGAGACAAGCAGUUGAAUCCCUCCUUGAGGAUACCCUGUCCUCUAUUAUAUACAGUUCUUCAAGUUCCAAAGAUGCCAAAGUUCCUGUCUCCAUUAUACAAACACCUCUAAAUUUGGAAACCCAGCUCUGUCCUUGUGGGGGUGUUCUAAAGAUUUUUCACUGUACAUUAAAUUUAUGCAACAAUAGAAAAACAAGGGAAAGUCACUGUUCAAGAUCAUAGUUAAUGCUUUACGAAAGAAUCUCUUGUCUCCGGUUAUAAUUAUACAAUUAGUAGGCUUAGUAUUGAAUCCCUAGGAAGUCUUUUUUUAGGUCUCCUUUCCUUUUAUUGCUCAUGAAGUUAUCCAAGGAUCAUGCUCAUAGUAGGUGGGGAAAAGUUUGCCCUUAGUGACAGCCCUGCAAAGGGGGCCUAUUUAUUAUAAAUGAUUGUAAUAUUGUAGGUAGACUCCAUUCUCAGGUUAAACCAGUAUUAGGUUACUAGGGUUAGCUUUUUGCUAGGGUUGUGAUGCUGUUAACAUAGGUUGAAUGUUAGUUUAUCCUAGUCUAAGAUUGAAUUUUACCUACAGUGGCUAAAGUACAUCAAGGGAAUUUGUUGGUCUACAGAUGGAAAAUUUAUUAAUUCAGUCAACUAUCUCUAAGGGGACACCUUUGAGACUUGCACUUAGUGCUUGUCUAAAAGUGAUGUCAAGUAAAGGAAGUAAAAAAAGCAGUAACCAGAAACCGCAAGGACGACAUGGCACACAGCAUGACUAGGAUAACUGGAAUUACUGGCAUAACUGGGAUGACUGGGGUUACUGGUGUGACUCGGGUGACUUGGAUGACUGAGAUGAAUAGGUGUCCGUCUUAUAGGGUGUCUUUUAAGAGUGUCAACUGUACACAAUCUCAUGUCAUGAUUCAGAGAGUAAAGUGCUCAGUUUUCAGUGUGGUGCAUGUGUAUAUUUUAUCCAAAAGAUGAAGCAUGAUUUCAAGAAAAUGGAGGAGGAGAUGGAUAAGCUACGUGAAAACAUGUCAACCAUCACCGAGUUCAGUGAGAAAAUAACAGGCACACUACAAGGAAAGAGACAGCAGAUAACCAAAUUGUCAGGUGUUCAUGCAUUACUGAAAAAGGUAUUUUGUAGCAGGUGUUACUGAACAGAGUAACACAGUAAUGAGUAGCAAGUAACAGAGUAAUGGGAAAACAAUAACCGGCAUGACGAGGAUAACCAGGGUGACCAGGAUGACUAUAUAACAUUCACUGGGAUGAACGGGAUGACUGAGAUUGACUAGGAUAACUGGGAUGACUAGGAUAGCUGCGGUGACUGGGAUGACUAGGGUCAGUAGGGUGACUGGGAUGACUACAAUGACUAGGUUGACUACAAUAGGUUGACUGGGAUGACUUGGGUGACUGGUAUGACUUGAGCGACUUGGAUGACUGAGGUGACCGGGAUGACUAGGAUAGCUUGAAUGACUAGGGUGACUGGGAUGGCUACAAUAACUAUGAUGACUCGGUUGACAGGGGUGACUGGGGUGACUGGCUUCACUAAGAUGACUUGGAUGACUGCAACCCUGGUCAAAACUCUGGAGACACUAAUGGUGCAGUGUUAACACUAUGCAUUCAAGUCUGUUUUCAACACAAUCUUUCCUCAAGUGUUCCAAGAUAUUUUGACCAGGGUUGUAGUUCUCUUAGUCACCCAAGUCAGCCUAGUCACCCAAGUCACCUUGAGUUGGGUGACUAGGCUGGCUUGGGUUACUAGGAUAACUAUAGGGUGACUUGGGUGACUAGGGUGACGUGGUUUACUUAAAAUAACUAUGGUGACCAGGGUGACUUUGUGUAAAAAGAUUCUUUCUCGCUGUCCUCUCUCAACAGCUUCAAUUCCUUUUUGAGCUUCCAUCAAGAUUGCAUAAGUGUGUUGAAAUGAAACAAUAUGGAUUGGCAGUCAGGUAGCCAGUUACAUUGUUGUAUUUUAACAAAUUGUGUAAGAUUUGUUAUGUUUCAAAUUUUUUAAGGAUACGUGUAGAUCACUAAAAUAUUUUUGUUGAUAUUAAAUUGCAUAGGUUACAUGUAUAUUUUAACAUCUUCCUUAAACAUGACAUCGUUUUAGAUCAGCAUUGACAUGAAAAAAGUGGAAUUUUUUAAAGAAUGAGUGAGGCGCGCUGAUAUUGUUAUGCAUACUUUCUCCUUAAGAAAAUUAAUUUUGUAAUGUUACUGUUUUAUUUACAGGUAUUAUACAAAAGCAAGGGACGUCCUACAUCAUUACAGCCAUAUGCCAUCAUUUCAUGGCAUUCAUCAAGAUUGUGAUGAGACUGUCAAACAACUGAUAGUUCAACUACGGGAACAGCUUAGAAAUCCAAAGGUUAUUUUAACCAGCUUAUUGAUUCUUCCUUUACUAUUAUUUGCAUUGCACACAUUGAGCCUCAUUCUUUUUUAUUCUGAUAGGUUUACGUCAACAAGUGUAUUCUUUACGCUGCAUGACUGUGACUUUAAUCAGACUCCUUAUGGUAUUGACUUCUUUGACAUCCGUUUUUUCUUUCAAUACAGUCCACCCCCAAACAAUUGGCAGAGUGCGUUGAUCUACUGCUUCAGCUGAAGGAGCCUGCAGAUGAGUUGUGUGAUGAAUUCCUUGCACAGUAAGAUUGAUAAUCUUUUUAAUUCCUUGCUCUUUGCCUCUAAGAGACAUUUUACAAAAGAGACAUCUGAAAUUUGACCCCAAAAAUUCCAUACUGAUGAGGUAGAUAUGUCUGGAAUCUGAUCAACAAGGGCUCACUGGUCGGCGUAGUAAUUCCAUUGGUUUUGCUGUUGUUCAGAAUGACAGACAAAAUACAAAAAAUUACAGCGUUCAGAUGUAAAUGCCACGAACCUGCCUACUAUAAAAACAGUCAUUAUUUGUGGAAUAAAAUCUUCUUUACCAGAAGCAUUUGAAUUGGUGGUUUUGAACCAUAAUUCAGACAACCCUUUUUGAUCAGCUCUUAGAUUUUGCUUGCCUAGGUCCAUUGCAUCCUUAGCUUAUAAUUUAGCUAGAAGAUGGUUUCCUGGGUCCUUAAAGAGUUACUAGUCUUGUCCAGCAGGAAAAACUAUUUGUCCCAGGGAUCUGGAAGACACUUUUUUGAGCCUAGCAUUGGGAUCUUUCAGUUGUCUUUAUUGUUGUACUUGUAGUGCUCAAGAGAGAUUGGAUGAAAGUUUAAAGAUUCUCAAAGCACAGGUGGACUUGAAGCUGUCCGAAGACGUAUCCGUUAGUGAAGAAGGCAAGUAAUUUAAAAGCGUGACCUAGACUUUCCAUGGAUUAGUUGUUUGUUGAAGAAAUCUGUUCUUUUGUACAAUAUUGAAGACAAACUUUGUUCUGGACGUUUGGACAAGUGAUCUUAAGACAAAAAAAAUCAUAUUAUAUUUUUAAGACCUGUGUUGUUUCUAGAUACAGCCCGGUAAAAAGCAGUUAGACUGUUAGCUAACUGGACGAAAUGAUACCAUUGAGAGGAAAACAAUGCUUGGCAAAUAAAUGUACAGAGUAACGUGGCCUUCAUAGUGUGAAGCAUUAACAGACUUUCUCUUUAACAGGGAAAGACGAUAAGAAGGCAGAUGAGGAGAACAAAGUACAAAGACCAAUGGUAAGAGGACAGAGUGCACAUUGAGCCUACAGCUGUUAUGAAUUUGGUGGUUAUUUAUACAUAGUUAUUAGAGGAGAGUGGUUAUGAAAAGAGGCAAACAUCAAUGAUAAAAACAACAGUGCAGCAGUUUAUGUUGGAAGCACCCUGAAAGUGCACAACCCUUUGUUUUCUAUUGGUAAAUUGUCACGGAAUAAAUUAAUGCAACAUUUUUAUUGGUCAAUACAAUCAAAAUGAAAGGAAUGCUUUUGAACGUUGUGCACUUUCAGGCCCACAAAAACAUAAAGCAAAGGAGUCUGACGGGUUUCAUAACCGUUCCACUCAAUUAAUUAUUAAUAAACUGUUGAUGAAUUAUUUGUGAAUGGUAGUCAAUUGUAUUUCAGGACUUGUUAGAAUUCAUUGAUUGUGGCUGUAAUGGCUUCCUCAGCACAAUCUGCUUAGUGAUUGCCUCAUACAAGGAGCAGUUUAUUCAGAGACAGAUGGCAGGGUAAGAAUCAUAAAUAUUUAUAAUUUUUUCAAAGAGUUUUUCACCCUUUAUGUUGUUUAGUAGCUAUACUAAGAUUAGUGCACAGAAUGUAACUCAGUCUGACUCUCUGUUUAGUUCCUAUUAUUUUUUAACGUAUCACUCCAUGAAUUUCAUUUUACUUAUUUCUUUGUGACUGGCCAGCCCAGUCUUCACAAGCCUUCUGGUUUCUUCUGUGCUCCCCUGCCAACUUGCAAUUCGUAUAGGUAUCCCUUUAUUGUAUUAUAUUUGGGCUAAAUAAAAUUGAACUGAACUGAACUGAACCUAAAAUGCAGAACUGAAUGAAUGUAUUUAUCAAGCCUGUGCUGUCUGAGAUUUCAGUAAAUUCUUUCCUAGCACUUAAAUUUUGAAUAUUUUUCUACCCAUUUCAAGACUAUCAUCAUCAUCGUUAUCAUCAUCAUCAUCAUCAUCAUCAUCACCAUCAAGUCGUGUCAUCGUGCCAGUAACAUACGGCCAUUCAGUGCUGAUUAUACCCCUUAUUAUGUUUUACUGGUGAAAGGGCAGUAACUUCGACACGUACCAUGUACUUCAAAAGUAAGCACAGUAGAAUUAUACUGAAGCCUUACACAUUAUGGUGAGCUCAUUUAACAAAGUGGCAGAGGAAAAAGUUUACAUUGCUUGUGACAAGUUUAAACCUAUGUUCAUCCCUUUUCCAUUACGUAGGCAUGGUCAAGACCAGCAAGAACUGGAAAAGAUAGUCACUGAGAAGUUGACAAAUUUUAUUUUGUCUUUGAUGAGGGAGUACUUUAAACUUACGGAAUCAAGAAUUGAACAGGAGGUAUGUGGUUUAUUAGGGUUUACACAUUCGCUAUUGAGGCAACUGAAAUUGUAAUCUGUGCAUGAUUCAAGCUUAAUGUUCUGUGGUCACCUUAUGGCCUUAUACGCCUACUGGCGUUACGAGACUUAAUGAUUAUCGUCUCCCAGUGGCACAUACGUUUGAAACGUUUUCUUUUGUUUUAGUUUAAUUACAUGUUUAGCUUUUCCCUCUAAUUUUUGUUUACCUUAAUAAAGUGUACACAAUCAAGCCACAGGAAUGGUAAACUAGAAUCAAUAAAUACAUUUUGUUUGGGGUGAAUGGAUCUAACGUUCGCAGAAGGAGUGAUUAAAAUUUGACGUUAAAUAACAUUGUGCGAGUAAUGAACUCGUCCUACCAUGAAAAAAUAUACUAUACACGUGUGAAGAUUUUUUCUAAAAGCAACUGAUCACCUUUUACACCUGAGACCCGUGUUUCAUGCCCGGGGCAUUGUCCAUUUCUGACACGUCUUCCCUGUUUUUCGCCGAUAAUUUUGCUGUGCCUCAUAAGACUCCACAACAAGUCUAUUAAACAAAGCAAAUAACACCUCAAAAUUGGAAAAAUGUUCUUACUCAAAAAAGUAAAAUAAUUGAAUGAAAAAAACGUUACGAACUCAGAACUGCCCUGAACAUUUCCAGAUUGUAAGGUGAUUGUACUAAGUAAAUCUUUUUCUCUUAGUCUGAUACAGGUGAUAAUAUUCUGUUAGUACGAGCACUGGAUCGUUUUCACCGCAGGCUUCAAGCUGUGCAGAAACUCCUCCCUGAGAUCGGUGUCGGACGGUACGUUGUCUCAGGCUGCGUUCACACGGCCCGGGCGAAUUUUCAACUGGUUUAGGUGUUUCAUUCACACGGAACCACCCUAACCGUCCCAAAAUUUAGGGGUCCAGCCGUUCAAGUUCGGUGUGAACAGGGCGAAAGUAUUGAACGGACCCUUGUGAACGAAGCGUCCGGUCCAAUUUUUCAGCCGAUCGAAAAGUGGUCCGGCGCUCACCGUGUGAGUGAGCCUCAACAGCAGUAAUGUGCGCAUAAAAUUGACCUUUUUCGGGGGAAGGAAUUUUACGCUGUGUGACGGUUCAAGGAUUUAUUUCUGUGAUGAAGGGAACAAAUUGCUUCAUCAAAACGAGUCAACAAGUCAUCCAAUGAAUGCUUUUCUCAUUUCUGUGAACCAAUCAAAAUACACCGUGACAUUUUGGGUCUUUACGUAACGUAAAACUUGACAGGCCUGUUAUACGACCGUUGGCCACCUAAACAUAAAAGAACGUGAGAAUUUAUGAGAUUCCGCCACAUCAGUACUUUAUUAUCAAUGAGCUUAUGACGCCAUCGAUGGUAACGUAUCUUUUCCCGCGUAAAAGCUUUAUUUGAAGCACCCUAUAGUACUAUGAAUGAGCCAAUGUGGUGGCUCAGGUCACCACAAGAAACACAUGGCAAAUUUAAUUUUGAAAAAUGUGUGGAAACGAAAGCAGAAUUGAGCUUUGCAUUGAAUGGUCACACAGCAUUCUUGUUUUGAUUUUCCUCCCCUUGUUCCCUGCUAGACUAUCAAACACUUCAAUAAUGUCUGUUUCCAAGGCAACAAAUGAUGAACCCAUAGACUCCAUGCACCGUUGAGCUGGUUUCAGUUCCAGAUUGUCAUGUCUGUAUGUUGGUAGGAAACUGAAAAAAACAGGAUUUGUUUCUUCGGAACAAACUUCAGGCAAAUGCAUAUUCAACUUUGUGGCCUUAUAUUCAUUUAGACCCCGUCCACACGUAUCAAGAUAUUUUUGAAUCCGCAAAUUUUUCUUUGCGGAUUCAAAAAUUUCCACGUCCACACGUACCCGGAUUCACUCUCAGUUCGUCAGCCAAUUUGUAAAGCGAUCUUCGGCUCAUGCGAAACUUUUAUCGCCAAUCUUCUUCACUAACUGUUUCACUGACAAAAUUGUCCCACUAAGCACUAGUCAGUAGCUCCUUUAACUUGUUUACGGCGUCCAAUUCGUCCGUUCGACAUUGAUAAAAGCUUUAAAAUGUCGAGCCACCGUUUGGCAUAAUUGAGGUGCACAGUAGUCAUAGCUAGGUUUAACUGCACACACGUUAUAAAACUUGAAACUGAAGUCCAAGCCGUAAAAAAGCGAUAACAUUGCGCUCGGCACCGUCUUCAAUAUUCGCGGUAAAGAACUGGGCUGAAUCUUGUGACGUCACUGGAUAAAAAAAAAAUAGGGAUUUAGCGUCCACACGAUUCCGGAUUCAUACGUAUUCAAAAAUUUCCGCUCUGGAUAGCGGAUUCAAAAAGUUGCGGAUUCACAUGCUGGAUUCCUUGGAUACGUGUGGACGGAAGCCGAAUCCGUAAAGAAAUAGUUGCCGUUUCAAAAAUGCCCUGUUACGUGUUGACGGGUCCUUAUUUAUUUUUGUUUAGUUUGGGAGCAAAUAUUGUUGCCCGCUCAGCCCAUAACAGAGUGAAAGCUUACGCUCAAAAUCUUAGACAACACUUUCAGGGUAAGUUAUAGACAUUUUAAUGCAUGUUUUGUAAACACCAAAGCAUUUAUAUAAAUAAAUAAAUAAAUAGAUAAAUAAGUAACUAAAUAACGAUUUAGAGGUCGCACAUCCACAUGAUGGUUCUUCGUCUACCAUUUGGCUGGUCAAAUGGUUUUGGAAAUUGGAAGCCUAAAAUGCUUUCAAAACGAUCCGACCAUGUUGGAAAGCGAUUCCUUAGGUUUGUGAGCAGCGCCUAUCAUUCUUUUUCAUGCUUGCGUAAAAAAACAAACCCCUUUGUAAAUGCUAUGAUUAUGAUUGUGAUAAUGAAUUAUCGAUCAAUCGCCAUUUUUUUCUUACAAAUAUUGAUUAACAAAACACAUUUAAGAUGUUCGGUUACAGUUUCGUGUCGGAUUAAUUUCUCUGUGAAUAUCGUUUGCAAUAGCAAAGUUAUAAAUUCCAGAAAAGAAACUAAAAUCUCUUUACUUUGAUUAAAUUUGUUUCUAUCCUUGAGCCUUCAAAACGCAACCCCUACCUUUUACUCCUACUUUUUAGCUUAGUAGAUGUUUGUGUGUAUAGUUUGUUUAACAGAUAUCAGACAGUCCCUAGCUGCUCCUUCGCCGCCUUCUGGAAGCGAGAAGCCUCCUUCCCUUUCUGAGUUGUUGUCUACCAUGAACAAUUCUCUCACCAACCGACUGAAGAUGACCCUCAACAACCUCAAGGUUUGUGCAGUUAGUCAGACACUUCAGCUUGUUUGAACUAUGAUUUCUUUGCUACAACCAGAACGUUAAUUUGCCCAAAUUUUGGUAUUUCGUACACAGCGAAAAGUGAAGUUCGGCACUUCUUUGACGAAAUCCAAAGCCCGCUUAUUUAAGUAAAAGAAAUUGCGACAGUGCGACAGAAAUGUCGUUCCCACAUAUAAAGUUACCUAAGAAAAAGAGCACUUGUUGUUUUGUUUUGUCAGACGUUCAUCGCAAAUGACGUCACAUUUGCUGUCAAACCCUACUUUCGAGGUCCGUUCUGUUCUGAUGACGUCAGAGAAGGACUGGCAGUGGAGUUUGUUCGUCACGUGAUACAGUCAGCUAAGGUCAGUACCAUACUACUGACAAAGAGGUGAUGUCUCCAAAAUCAGUCAAUUGCCGUGUUGUUUCCCGAACAUCUUUUUCUUGUUUGAUUAUGUUCCUUAUCAUGUAGCUUUAACAUAGCAUUUUCUGCGAUCCAUGUAUAUUCUCAGGAGUUUUGCGAUGUGGGGACCGCUCCACCUGCCCUUAUUCUGCUGCUGUCAAGGCUGUGUCUUGAUUUUCAAGAAUCCACCAUCUCUUAUGUGGUAUGUGCUUUUCUUGUAAGCUGUGUUUUUAAGUGUCGCUCAUGGCCGGGUACACUGUGCGUUGCCUAGCCAAGGCCCCAUCUCUUCAUGUAGGUAAUCCGCUAGGAAUGACAACAGCCAACUUCUUCAACCGAAUGUUUUCCUGUCUUUGCCUUUUUUUAAAAUUUAUCCCAAGUACAGUCGUAACUUGUUUACUACGAACAGUUCUGUUGGUCGCUAAUUUCACACAAUCCCUCCCUAUAUAAAAAGGACAAAAAGGCUUGCAUAGCUGUACAGUUAUUUAAACCCCUCCUUUAUGGCCACCUUUUGUUGUUGCAACGGUCAGGGAAUUCACCGCGAAAUGUGGCCGCUUAUAGGAAUUUCUACUGUAAGGUGAAAAAGACUUAAAGUACGAAGGUUUGUUUCCGUAGUCAUCAAGAAGACACGCAUCAAACUAGAGUUGUUGAGAACUUUUUGUCAAUGAUGUUCUUUGUUUCAGUUUGUUGGUUUUUUUAUGUUGCCCAAAAUAAGAUUUGUAAUAUCUUUCUUAGUUUUCUUUCAAUUUGUUGCUUAGUUAGAGUAAAGUGAACAAUUGAUAAAACUUCAGUAUUUUUCAUGUCAGCUGAGUCUCACUGAUGAACAAUUUCCAGUCGAUGAGGAGCUAGGGAGAGGAAGUCUAACGACUUCUGCGUCUGAUCUUGCUACUGAGGCUCGUCACACUGCGCAGGUCAGUUAUCAAAUCCUCUCAGGCCCCUUAAUCUAGGCCCCUUAAUUAUGCGCCUUACUUCUUAGGUUAUUUUGGGAUAGAUGGUCCGUCCAACCACACUUUGUUUAUAACCAGGUACUUUUUUACAAUUCACGAUGACAUUUGAGAAGGUAAUGUUGGUCUGUAAAACUUUGGGAUGAAAGUUUGGAGUUACCGGACCAACCCGAAUCUUAUCAAUGGAUAGAGCGCCGGCCCGGUGUUUGGCAUGGGAUCCAAUCCCAUCGGGGACUCCAAAUUCAUUUUUGCGCCUCACCUUGGAACAAAUUGCGAUUCCUGCUACACAAAAUGAGCCCUUCUUCCGAGCGACCAGUCAUUAGGUGAUUUGUUUUAUGUCUUGAUUCCACUGAAAAAUACUUUCAGUACGAGUACAAAAUUUAUAAAAGUCAAUGUCAGCGAGUGGUCAACAUUUGCGGUAACAGUGCAGUGUUACCCUUUGACGUCAUUGAUUUUGCGAUAUCGCCCGCUCAGAGAUUUUUGGCGGGAAACAGUUGAAUAAGUAGAUGUCAUGUGGUUUCGAGGUAAACCAACGCUGUUUUUUUUCCUUUACAGAGCUUGUUAAACCAUUAUGUAAGGAUGCAAGGACUGACAAUAUCACAGGUAUGCCUCCCUCACGACUAAUCUGACCAAUCAUGAAACUACCAUAUCAUUAGACUUGUUGAACGAUGUCUUUCUGUUCAUUCGAAUUUUCAGUCAUCAGUAGCACGGUACUCAACCGAAAAAUUCUAAUACCAAACCAAUAGACCUUUUUAGCUCGUAAGUUUUGUUUUCCCAUUCCAGACCACGUGAUGGUGCCCCAGGGAACUGUUUCUUUCAAAUGUCGUCUGAUGCACGCGCAUCCACGUGUAUAUGCAUAGUUAAUAGGGACUUUAAGAUCCAACGUCGCGACGGCGACAAGAACGUCGCUUAAAGAGUGAAUUUACGUUCUUUCAGUCUUUUUACCGAUUAUUCCUACCCACUUACUUUGUCAAUUGUAGGCGAACCCUCCUGAAGCUGAAUUUCAAGGGACCAAAUUCAAGCUCAGAAAGAGAAUAAGAUUUCGUCGUUGCUUGUUUACGUCCUCCAUAAAACGCGAAAUUAGGCAUUUUCACGUCGUAGUCGUGCAAAAACGGGACAGAAAUGUACAAAAAAGUGUGAUGCACGUGCGAAGUUGUUGUGCUAAUUAAACCAAUUGUUUUUUUGACGUUCUCGUUGUCGUCCGCGUCGUUGGAUCUUAAAGUCUCUAAUGAAAAGACAUGGAGAGCGUCACAUGGUCUGAAUAGGGAAAACAAAACAUACGAGCCAAAAAGGUCUAUUCUUGAGGACAGGAGCCUAAAAUGGCCUAAACUUGCGUGAGAGUCAAAGCACAAGUAGUUUCUGACUCUCUCGAAGAAUAUUCACUCAAAAUGUUUUUCAUGUUCACCCCUAAACUAUAUACUUGAAGUGAUCGACACUUUGUGCAAUAUCACUGCUUGUGUUCGUAUCGAAAAGACUUGUAUCGAAACGACCGAACUCCAUAAAAUUUACAAGAAGAGUGAAAAAUGGUAUCCGUUGUAGUGACGGUUUGCUAUAUUACUUGUACGCUGCAGAUGAUUCGUAAGAGUGUAGAGACACGUGACUGGAUGAACACGAUUGAACCUCGGAAUGUACGUGCUGUCAUGAAACGUAUCGUGGAAGAUGUGACAGCCAUUGAUUCACAAGUUGGUCAACUCUACGAGGAAGGAGUGCGCAAAGCUCAUAGUUCAGGUGUGGAUCGCACAGUUUUGUUUCCUCGUACUUUUUUAUGCUUUGACCAAUUCUCAAUAACCUGGAUUGUGUUUUGUCGAAGUCUUAAAACCUCUUCUCACAGAAAGAGCUGUGUUUGUGCAGAGUUUUUACGAUGACAAAGUCGAUUCAGUUUUCUUGUCGAUUUUGAAGCCUACCCUUAAGCACAAAAUGGUGUUGUGCUCACACCUUAGUUACCCGUAAUGCAACUGUUCACAUAAUAGCACCAUUUUAACUUGUCAGACGCCAUUUUGAAACGUGCUGUGAAUUGCCUCGGAAAUAACCGAAUACGUGUGCGCUCAGGGAUCCGGUGUCCACUUUAAUCCCCGAGUACAAGGUCACGUAGCGCCACCGUUCCCGAAAUUUGGUGUGGAUACUUCGAAAAAGGCUGUGUUUACAUUUGUGCUCAGUGAGUACCGUACUUGGUCACUGUGCCUGAUGAAUAAACUUCUUAAUUAAGACUAUAGUGCCACGCGAACGAAGCAGAAUUCUAGAAGUAGGUUGUGACAGAUCUCGCUCUUUAAACCCCGAGAAUGAUUUCAUCUGUGUGUUUGUGUUUGUGUUUUAGAUUCCAGUAAAUUCACGUACACAUACCCGUCCAAGCCCAGCAGGUCUCAGUGGAGUUACACCGCCAGGUACCGAGUCUUGUUGUUGUUGAUGAUGUGUUAUUGUGGUUGUUAUCGUUUUUUACCGCUACAAACUGGUACAAAUAGCUUUACUGUUUUUUUUCUCCGUUGCUUCGCCUUUCUAUGCAGCAAGUUCAUAUUUUUAAACAAUUCUCUCUUUGUUCUUUUAGUACGGCUUUCGAUUCCAGCCUUCUUAGUAACAUACAGAAGUUAUUCUCCGAAAGAAUUGAGAUCUUCAGCUCCGUGGAAUUCUCUAAAGUAUCUGUCUUAACCGGCAUAGUCAAAAUAGGAUUGAAGGUAGAGUGAAGGAAGCUUGGAUUGCGAAGGGAAAAUUGAGUCUUUAACCAAAUUCUUGCGCCUUUCAAGAACAAUCAAAUGUCAUACCACUCAAUUUUCUCUAUCUGCUGGGGAAAGAGUGACUUAACCGACAUACAUUCAAAAGUCGUAGUCUUCAAGCUCAAAGUCGUUAAUGCUAGACGGAGUGGAGUGAACUAGCCUGGGACCAGGCUCCUUAGUGGGGAAAAAAGGCGAACAAUGGGCGCAGAAAAAAAAAAUCAGCGAACGAGGGACCAGCGAGAGGAAAAGGUCCUCCUCAAUCCCCCGCUAGGUUCUCUCUGGGACCUGGGGCCCGUUUCUCGAAUGCCCCGGUAGCUUUACGGGCCCGCAACAAAAUAUUCAGAUCAAAAUCUAAAAAAAGCAUGGUUCCUAGCUAAGAGACCAGUACAGUUUUUUCUUAAUUCCUGAUAGUUCUAUCAUAUUAUCUGUAAACUAUUGAAACCUCGAUCUUUAACGUAAACGACAACAGCUUUUCGGGGCCGUUAAUUUUCAGAACUUUCGAGAUAAAGGUCCCUGGUUCGAGGCUAGGAGUGAACUAACAUCUCAUUCAGGACGAAUGGGCGAUACUCAUAAUGCUCCUUUAUCAGGCGCACGAAUUAGCCUUAACAUUAUGAGUCAUUUUUGGCCACACGAGUCCUUUGUAUCUAGUGCGCUUAACUAUUUUGUUUUUAGACUCUAGUAGAGUGCGUCAGACUCCGAACAUUUGGUAAAUACGGUCUUCAGCAAAUUCAAGUGGAUACUCACUACCUACAGAUGUAUUUGUGGAGAUUUGUUUCUGAUGAGAAGUAUGGCUUGUUCUUCAAAUUUGUAAUAUUUAUCUAACUUUAUUUGGUUGUUUAAUUGCCCCUUCAAUAACGCCCGUUUCAGGUUCAUAGGGAAGCUAACGGCAGCUAAUGGUUUACCUUUUUUGGUCUGCUGGUAACCACGAUGCAAGAACACGAAGUGGAUCAAAGUCACCCACACCCCACAAACAAGGCUUUAUGACUUGUUAGCGCGAGUCAUUGCUGUUUCACGAAACGUUUUUCAUCUAGAAACGCACACAUUUUCAUUUACGCGAGCUCGAGUAUCUCUAAAGAGAAAACAGAGGGUCUGUGAACAGGCUUAUAAACAGCGAUCUGGUUCGCCUCCUACCGUUGGGAUUCUUAACCAUAUUAUGUUCCGUUUGAAUUAUUGGCUCAUUAUCCCAGAAAAGCCCCAUAAGGGGAGAGGAUAAUUGAAAUUUUCUUUUUCUUCUUUCUGGUAAAUUGAACGAUUCGCGAAAAGUUCAUUAUGAUUCUGAGUAUAUUCUUUGUUUGUUUCUUUGUUUUUUUCAGUCUUGUCCAUUUUAUGCUGGAAGAGGUGGUAAACAGUGCUGUAAACAGGUGCAUCUCAACAGAGCUUAUGGAGCCCAGUGUAAGUAUUACCGAGCCCGAUUCCAUGACAACAAAUCAUAUUCCUCCCAAAUCAGUGAUCGCUUCCGGCAAUUCUACUUUUCAAUAAAAUCCUGGAGCUAGAAACCGCAAAAAACUUAUUGCCAAGCGAAAACCUAGAAGUACUCCACCUUAUCUACAAAAAAAUACGGCAUUUAUUUCAAGUUUGCUGCAGGGAAGUGAAUUCGUCAAAAAAGGUAUCCUUUUUUUUCUUUCUGCACGCAAACUACAAACCAAGAAGGUGAUUUCAUGGAGUUUUUUCAGUUUCUAGAUCCAGGAUGUUAUUGAAAAGUAGAAUUGUCGGAAGUGAUCACUGAUUCUCCCGAAUCAUCUUUGUCACAACAGUCAUAUAAUGGAUUGGGAAUCAAGUAAAAGAGUCGAGCAAGAAAGCGUCAAGUUUAAGCAUUCGCUUCAGACCGAAUAGGUCACUUGCACUGAGAGGUUAAGUGACCAAUGCUUCCUUUGAACAAUGACUUGAAAUCUUACACGCGAAAUUUGAGAGGAAACGCAUUUAAGGGAGAUAUUUUAUGGCACUUUGAUUUUUCAACAAAGUAGUAUGAUUUGCAUUGGCCGCGCUAAUCGUUUUUUGAAGUCAAAAUCAUAUAACUUUCAUCUUCAUAAAAAUGAUGUCACAUGACCUCUUAGUGCAGAUGGCCUAUUCUCCUAGUAAAGAUCAGGGGUUUCGUUUCAGGCCGGACGCCGGACGCAACGUCCGGUUGUUUGACAUGUAACGUCCGGCAGUUCACACACGAAAUAAUUAUUUUUUUAAUUGUGAAAAUCGUUUUUUUUUUUUCAUUUAGUAACUAAAGAAAGACUUGACCCUUAUUUUAUUCACUUAGUUAUGUAAUGCACACGAUCGGAAAAAAAAAGAGAUGAUUCCUGUCAAAAUUCCGGUUACCCAAUUCCGGUCCAGGGAACGCAGCAAAUUGCAUUUUAGAGACUCCAAUUUUACAGAUUUCCCGUAGGAAUUCGUGCCUCCGGCACUCAACGUUCGCGCCAGCGGCGCGAACGGUGCACGUCCGCCAGCUGAACCACUGCAUCCGGUACUUCCAAAUGCUACCGAAAACCCUGAAAGAUAGGAAUAAGAAAGCGUACCAGCUGACCCUAAUAUGGAACCAAUUGAACUUAACCCUACUCGGGUGGGGGUCGGGAUGCCUCGACAGGAAGACUUUGCAUGAUUUGCAUAAUCAACACCUGCAGGAACCUAUUGAAAGCUCCUGACACCUUUUGUGUUUUUUUACUUUUAAAAUAAUGGAUGACAGGCAUCGAAACCCUUAAAUAUUGUUUUCUCUAUGUUUGAAGAACUCUCUAAAUUUAUUUUUCAUAAUCCUCUCAGGCGCUGUUUAAAUUAAAGGAGGGUAACCCAUCUAGGAGGAUUAUAUUAUAUUAUUUUUUCCAAAUUCCCUUUUUCAUCGUUCUUAAGUAUCCUCGAGGACGUUAUAACCACAUUUUCAUCAACUUGUUUUGUUAUUCUGUAGGUAAUUGAAGUUAUCUGUGAACGAGGCUGAAAUGCUGGAGAAAGGAUAAUCGUCUAUAGAGGAUAAACAAAGAUGGAACAACCUAGAGCCAUCGUAAUGGCCUGUUAUGUCCUAUGAAACUGUUAGAGAAUCAUACAAAACGUUGCAUUAGAGUAAAGGCCUUUCAUUAGGGUUGUCGGAAGGAGAUUUCGGCCUGGACGCAACCAUAAGCUAGCGCGCGAGCAAGCUCUUUAUUUGGAGGCUGUCGAGAAGUCACGCGAAAGCCGCGUGAUAGGAAACGCGAGUGUCAGGGGCGGUGAAGAGAGCAAAAAAGAAAAUUUAUGAGAGAUCGUUGCAAGCUCUCCUUUUCCUCCGCCCCUCGCGGCUUCGCGGCUCUUUCGCACGUUCUCUCGCGGCUCGCUCGCGCGUUCUCUCGCGGUUAGCUUACUCGAAGGCUAACACAAGCACGCGAAACUUAUGAUUUUCUUUUGGUCUAUGUUGAUGCUUUUGGUUGUGUCCGAUGUCUAAUCUAUGACAACACAACAAGACUUCUUUGACGCUCUUUUCUCAAAUCGUCUUUGCCCGCUCAGAAUGAGUAUCCCCGAACCUUUUUGCUUUCAUGUUUGUGUAUGUCGCCGCAAACUUGCUUAUGAUGAAACGCUCUUAUGAAUUAUUCAUUCUUGUAGUUGCGUCAUACUUCUAAACCAGCCAUGUUAGCCUGAUGAUCUCUGGACGAUAAUAGAAAGCCGUGUUCGAUUCCUAGGAAUUGAUAGCUCGGCCGCCUCCUUCUUUCCUUGAGACUUUGAGAGUUUUGAUAACAUUUAUGAGCGAAAUACGUACUAUGCAUUCACUCUUGUAACAAUCAGCAGAAAAAAAACAACAUACUGUUCUUACGAAUCUCUGGGAAAAUGCUGAGAAAGCUUAAGGGUACUAAAAUUAUUCAAAUAUUGUAUGAAAGAAAAAUAAUAAAAGCCCGAUUUUCCGUCGACUGUUUUGUACUCGG